GAACAACCUUCUUUUUUCCUUUCGUCUAUGAUCGUUGGUGUUCUCGGUUCGAGUUGAGUGUGCCGAUAUGCAAUUUAUCUGUAUGUCUGUGGUUUUCGUUUUCUUUGGUCUUGGAAUGGGAGACCAAUAUGAUUUGUCUUCGGUGUGCUUUCCCACCAGUUGUUGACGCGCGCGCGCCUUAUCGGUGCGUCACUCUCUGCGAAAAUUUUGCUCUGCGCGUGCGCGACUGUCCGUGAAGCUGCGCGACGGAUAUUUUUUUGAAUGAGAGGAGAGUAUGAGGAGCACAACGCAUGCGAGGCAUCGCUGUAGCAAGAGAUCAUCAGCUUGGUAUGUGUUUGUUGAGAUUGAGUUUGAGGUUGCUCGAUACAUCACAUCACAUGAUCGCGGUCUCUCAUUUUUCACCGAACAAACGAAAUUUAUUUUUGAUCUUCCGCGCGCGCUCAAGCUGGUUGCCGCCCGCAGAAGUGGUGACAGGGACAAGGAAAAGUGAGACUAACGUCUUGCUGUGCGCCAGCGUCUCUCGUGCUAUCGAAUCUAAGUACGCGGUAGUGAAAAGAAGCGGAACAUCAUGGUUUCAAACGUUAAGAAGCCCGCAAUGGUGGCGGCUUUCCUCUUCCUGCUGGCUGGGUGGCUUGCAGCCCCUUACGUCGUGUUCGCCCUGGUACAAGAACAGAACCUGCGGGGCACUAACGACCUAGUUGUCCAAGAACAGAACUUGCGUGAGCGGGAUGGUGCAGCUGUGGCCCCGCCCACUGGCCCGGUGAAGGAAUUCAUCAUGACGGACGAGGAAGCGGCUGCGUUCCAGAAAAUGUAUGAAGUGAAAGUGGGUACUUACUUCUACCAUUGUUUAUAGUUUUUUUUAUUCAUUGUACUAUGGAUCUCCCCUGGAGUUGAAGUCGUUACGUGAAGGGCAAGAGUCUUUUUUCGUAAACGAUUGUCCAUUUUCGUCCCCGCUUCGGUGUUGGGCAUUUAUUUCAUAAAAACGAAGACAAAACUACAUAUCUGAUCUCGCACAGGUUUGCAGCGCCGUGGGUUCAACAGUACCGAAGUGGACGUGAUGCAGAAGAUUGUGGAGCUGACCGGCGGAGAUGUCGCGUACGCGAAGCAACUGUACGAAGAGGGACACGUCCACGCCGUCAUCAGCCUGGACUGGAACAAGGACGACACACUAGACCGCGGUGAAUGUCCCUGCCUGAAGGACAUUUCGGGUGGUCGCGACUCCAUGGCGCUCGGCGACUUUUUGUUCGCGGUGGUGGUGAUGCCGGAGGGCAGUAGUUCGAUGAACACGUUUCUCGAGGUCACUCCUAUUGGCGGGUACGACGAGGAGGCUCUCGAGAAGGUGCCGACGUACACGGUAACCGGAACGCGCGAAAGUGCGUACGUCAAGCCGACCAGCUCGGACAUGGCCUGGGAAAGACAACAGGCCAGGGCGCAGUGGGCCAUUGAAAACCCGGUCAGCAAAGAGGAAAAGCCAGCAGCGAGGAGGACGGCCAGAAAAUAUCCCACACGAAAAGACGUCCUCCAAGCGCUCGACAGGCCGGACGAGAUGCAGAGGGUCAAGGAGGUGCGGGUCGAGAUGCAGCCGCUCGAGAUGCAGCCGGUGGACGAGAUGGAUGUAGCUGCCGGCCGAACGUCAUGGGCGGGCCGUUUAUUCAGGAGGUGUUUCUGCAGGGGCAGGCGCGGCGCCCGCGAGGUGGCGACUCCACUACUCGGGAGGUAAGAAACUUCGCUUUGUUACAACGUCAACAUCACCGAAAGUGCGGUCCUCGUAGAAGCAACAACUUGUUAUGUACUCCCUUACCACGAUGUCGAUGACAUGAUGAUCUUUUUUCUCAUGUUGACGCUUUUUUUGUUGGAGGAGGGGUUACUUGAAGUUGAAGCUAAGCUUCGAUAAACAAAAGUCUGAUGGAGAUAUGAAAGAUCUGCUUGUUCGCGCAGCGACUCACAGUUUGCUGCACAUUUCGACACUUUUUGAAUUGCGCCCUUCAAAAUGCUCGUG
This is a messenger RNA of Amoebophrya sp. A120, 1999 nucleotides long. The record is from the annotation of a GenBank genome assembly. Lineage: Eukaryota; Dinophyceae; Syndiniales; Amoebophryaceae.